AUGUCGUUGAUCAUUGCCACUUUUGCAGCCCUUUCUUUGUGCUUCGCCCCUGCUCCUGGUGCAGCGGCGAUCUCGGCGCGGCGUCCGCUGCGGGGCAACGACACGCUGGUCUCGGCGCAGGGCAACUUUGAGCUCGGCCUGUUCAGCCCCGCUGGCAGCUCCGACGGCAGGUUCUACCUCGGGGUCUGGUACAAGAACAUCCCCGGCCAGACCGUUGUCUGGGUUGGCAACCGCGCGAGUCCAUUGUCAGGCGUCGCCUCCGCCGAGCUCCGAGUCUCUGCCAAUGACGGCAACCUCGAGCUCAUCGGUCCCACCGCUGCCUCUGCCUCGCCGGUCGUCGUGUGGUCAUCGAACCUGUCGUCAUCGUCACCGGGCUUGAACAACACGGCGGAGUUUCGCGACAACUUCCUAUCUAGUAUCUCAAUGGGCAGACUACGGAAAGUCUCAGCCAAGGAUGUUCCGCAAGUUUCUUCAGUUGAGAGUCCUAAUUCUUCAAAAGAUCCUUUCGUGCCUAAUGAUUUCGCUGAUGAGGAUGUUAUGUCUUUGGAUUUCUCGGCUCAGGAUGAAGAGUUUGAUAAAGAACUUUACAAUUUCUAUGUGAAUAAUAAAGUGAAGCACCUCAAGAGGAAAUUAUCAUCUGUUAGUAGAAGGAUGUCAGUUGUAUUUUGCGCUUACAGUGUAAUUCCUAGAAUUAUAGCUGAUGUUGAUCUCUCUGUGCCAGUUGUUGAUUGGUGA
Messenger RNA from Aegilops tauschii subsp. strangulata, 735 nucleotides. Its product is annotated as S-locus-specific glycoprotein S6-like. Lineage: Eukaryota; Viridiplantae; Streptophyta; Magnoliopsida; Poales; Poaceae. The record is from RefSeq and is a predicted model, not a curated record.